Molecule: messenger RNA, 1012 nt
Organism: Cantharellus anzutake
Lineage: Eukaryota; Fungi; Basidiomycota; Agaricomycetes; Cantharellales; Hydnaceae
Exons: 2
Coding region: 143-1012 (289 amino acids)
Source: RefSeq, a predicted model, not a curated record
AUCUCAUGCCAAUCAACCCCAACAAAAACCUUCCCUCGCAACAUGAGAAGUAUUUGUCCCAAUCUGAUUGUGCAUUAUUGUUCUGUGUAACCGAUGUCCUUAUGCUUCAACAGAUCCUAUCUCAUUCUUAUGCAAUCCAGUCAUGGGCUCCCAUAUCCCUGAGCCUUCCAUUCGCAAAAAAGUUGCCAAGCAACUCUGUACAUCAUUUGGUGGUACAAUGAGCUUCUGGCUGGAGCUCAUCCCGCAAGUAAUGCCAUGCUGGACCAAAGUUUGCAUUGGGAAUGGUGGGGAUCUUAUUCGUGGGGCGAUCGCUCACAGUGCAAGUGUGAACGAACAGAAUUUACGUGAUGCAUCUUUUGUCUGGUAUGAACUUAACAUCGAUAUCAAAGCACAUCUCCCCAAGGCCGAGCCCAAGUUUGUCCAGCGGGUCUUUUAUGGUCGCCUCGAAUAUAUACUUGAAUGUGCCAUUCCACCAAAUAGGGUUUCAAAGAAUGGUGAGCCAAGAAUACGCCUUCUUGCUGUAAUCACAACACUGGACACCUGUCAUAUCCAUGCAUACCCGAUCCCGACCCGACUUCCGGACCUCCUCCUUUCCCACCUCCGGAGUCAUACCCUACCGCUGCCCGUUCCGAUACUCACCUUCGGUCCUGGCAACACACCUCCUUCUACCUCCCAUGCCACCUCUACUCCUCCUUCCCUCUCCUCCCCUAUCUCCGUCCGCUCCGAUACUCACCUCGGACCAAACACCACCCCUCUCACCACCCUCCUACUCCUCCUCCUCCUACUCCUCCGCUCCUCCUUCACAACACCUCCACCCUUCCGUCAUCCUCCUACGCUUCUCCCAUCUGCUCCGAUACUCACCCUCAGACCUGACAACUCUCCUCUCCACCACUCCUCUCUCCUCCCUCUGGUACUCUUCCGCCGACCUCCUGCCAAGUUACGACCUUCCACCGCUGUCCCAUACUUUGUACUCGGGCACCGCUCGUACCUUUGCUCCGAGCCUCCAUCAUAG